UCUAUAGAGAGACACUACAGAGCACCGGGCACAUUCUGUGAGACAAAGACACACAAGAGACAACCAUAUACAUCGCUCAGCAGAUGUACUGAUUCUUCGGCAGCGCGAAAAGAAUCCCACAACUGUGAAGAAGAGAUGUCUACUUUAGGUUACGAUUACGACAUUACCGCCAAUGUGCAAAAUACAGAUGUCAUCAAUCAUGACGUCAUAUUUGGACUUGGCGUCACGCUAGGAAUUCUGACGUCAUUCCUGCUGAUGUCUUGUCCGGUGAUCUUGAGGCGACAAAAAUCACUGCCUUUCUUUGUUAUGCUGACAAGUUGGUGUUUAGCAAAUUUGCUAUACCUUGUCGUGUUUGCCGUCUCAUAUUUUUCCAUGUCCGGCAAAAACGCAUCGGCACUGGGUGAGUUCGGUUGUCGAGCUUUACGCUACCUGCACAAAUCGCUGGCCUUCACCCGGGUCUAUCUGAUGGUACUCGCCUCUAUCAUGACGUUUCUCGGCAAUCAGCGUUUUCAUCGUCUGUUUGGAUCAAGCGUAAGGGUCAAGGUUUUGAUACCAGUCGUAGCCGGCACUUUUGUCUGGAUCAUGGUAUUUCUGCCUUGUAUUCAGUACUGGUAUCAACCCAGGUUCGUCUCUGUUGGUUUCAGGCUGAUUGCCUAUUGGUGUCUUGUGGACAAUACGCUGGCGCGCAAGGUUUUAGAACUCUUUACGCAGUGCGUGCUGCCCUAUAUUCUUACAGCGGUCUUUGUAUUGGCCUGGGGCUGCCGGCAACAAAAAAUUAAGAUAACCGACAAGAAAGAAAACGUUCAAACUAUCCUCUUGCUCAUUAUGAUGCUCUCAUCUGCAAUCACUGAAUUCAUCGUGCUCGGAGUUAUUUCCAUUGGCUUAACUGGCGUUGUGGGUGCUACGACGGCUGCGCGUUACUUUGAGUUGUGCGAUUAUACACUUUCUCCUUUGUUUUGCUUGAUUGCCAUCAUCUUCUAUCGAAGACAGUUGCUAAGCCGCGAGGACCCGAUUCCCACCGAAGAGUCAGCGGACGAUGUGGCAGUUGCCGAAAUGUAAACUGACGCUAGGACUGGUUGAAAGAUUGGGAUUUGUUUCUGCGAAUGUAUGGAACAUGACACAAAGACAAUAUUGAUGACAAGAACUUUGCGCCUCUGUGGCUCGACUCUAGGCUUUAUUAUUAGAUAUAGUCUGCUCACAGGGACACUACAGCUCUUUGGUUAACUCGGAUCAUGGAGAUAGAAUACCUCUAUGCUCGGACCAAGCAUAUCAUUUGUCGCUCGAAGUCCAGUUUUCUCCCACCUUUAACCGUAACAAAUCCCACACGCUUGUUGUCCUGAUGUACGUAUCUCAUUUCGACUCUACCGCAAGCAACAGUUCGUAACUGUCCUCAGUGCCGAGAAUCAAACCAAAACAUUUACUACCGCCAUAGGGAAUGUGUCCGCCGUCACCAUAGCAACAAGUAACUCCCUUGUACAAUGAAAGGACCAUUCUGGGAUCGUAAUUUUCUUACGGCGGAGGAUGAAAAUGUAGAACUGGCGUUAAUAGCUAUAGGUUCGAUUCUCCAUACGGAUGGCAGUCACGACCGUGUAGUUGUUGCUGAGUUAAGUCGGGAUGCACAUCAAGGUUAACUGUGUGUGAGAUUUGUCAUAGUUACGUUAGAGGCUAUGGCAAACUAUGCUAUGGAGCGAAAAAGUAUGCUUGUCUAAGCAGUGUCCCUGUGGGCUAAUAGUGAUAUAGACAGUCGAGCCACAGAGCCGCGCAGGUCUAAUUGAGGACGUUAUUCAAGAGGAACGUAGAGUUAAAUUAAUAUCUUAGCAUCACCCAAUUUAUUGCAGCCUCAUACUCCAUGGUUAAGUACAAGCGGUUUUGACGCAGUUGAUGCCAUAGGAUGUAGGUCUAUUGUUGACAGCUGGAAAACUACUUUUCAGAAAGUAUAUAUGACUUUCCAUAAUGUUUCUUGUUGUUUUGCAUGUGUUUUUAUGCAGUAUGUAAAUUUCCUACCUUUGUAAAUGGAUAAGAUAUGUAUGUACCUACCAGAGGCACCGAAGUAUGCAUAAGUCUACACAUAUACACAUGGUUAUUCAAACAUUUUACCCACUUCUGGCGGAUGCAUGUCACACCCACCAUGGAACUGCGUACAUGGUUGUUGUGUAAAAUCUUGAUGUUUUAUUAUAAACGCUUGUAAUAAAGUUUCCAUUUGGUUCUUAAAUAUACACAUGUACAUAUACAUAAUUGUCUUUGAAUUAUCCAUGUAAUAUUAACAACUACAUGAGGUAUAUUACACUCAACUAUUCCUA
Messenger RNA from Liolophura sinensis, 2300 nucleotides. RefSeq lists its product as uncharacterized. The transcript is spliced from 2 exons. Lineage: Eukaryota; Metazoa; Mollusca; Polyplacophora; Chitonida; Chitonidae. The record is from RefSeq and is a predicted model, not a curated record. The coding region runs from base 136 to 1059 and encodes 307 amino acids.